Mobula hypostoma (lesser devil ray) is the source of this 6113-nucleotide messenger RNA. It is a transcript of the gene scg3, whose product is annotated as secretogranin III. NCBI's taxonomy places the organism in Eukaryota, Metazoa, Chordata, Chondrichthyes, Myliobatiformes, Myliobatidae. The transcript has 12 exons. Gene Ontology annotation, cellular component: secretory granule membrane. Gene Ontology annotation, biological process: protein localization to secretory granule. The record is from RefSeq and is a predicted model, not a curated record. Bases 201 to 1619 code for a protein of 472 amino acids.
AACUCAGAUUUGCAUGGAGUCCACCUCCUGCGAGCUGUCAGAGAGACCAGUACCAGUAUCCAGGUCCGCCCAUCGCCAUAAUAGUUCCUUGUCGCUGUCCAGGGUGCUGAAUCGGACGCUGGGUUCUCUGCACGAAGACUUCCUACUGGAAAGCGACGGCGACGGACCUCCGUACCCCUCUUCAGCCAACAUCUUCCACAAUGCCUUCCAAAUACACUGCAUAUAUACUCUUCUUGCAGACAAUUGCAUUAGUGUUACAUCAGAUCAAUGCAUUUCCGAUGCCCGAGGAACCGCAAGACAAAGCAGUGUCUAACCGGGAAUUGUCAGCCGAAAGACCGGUCGAAGAACAGAUAGCGGAGGCUGCACGAGUCAGUCAAUCAACAUCUAUAGAGGACAAGGUCCCACUGCAGAAUAAUUCGUUUGCAGAUGACUUCAUGCUGCUGAAAUCGUUGGCGGAAAAAGAGAGAGAGAUGGAAGAUUACAUCACCAAAAACUCCCCAAGCGACCCCUCUCCUUCCCCGGUCAAUGUCGAUUCCACCAAGAGCAGGAGACUGGCGGAGGAUUAUGAUGAUUCCACAAAAAAUGCAAUGGAUUACAAAGAUGAAGAUGACCCGGAUGGUCUACACCAAUUGGAUGGGACACCAUUAACAGCUGAAGAUAUUGUCCAGAAAAUCGCCAAUAGGAUCUAUGAAGAGAACGACAGAGGGGUGUUUGACAGGAUCGUUUCCAAGCUCCUAAACUUAGGACUGAUAACAGAAAAUCAGGCUAACAAUCUAGAGGAAGAAGUUGCUGUUGCUCUGCAAAAAAUUAUUACCAAUGAAGCUCGUAAGAACAAAGUGAGGGUUGAAAAUGAUGAUUACCCUGUUAAGAAGACAGAUGAAGACUUGACAGAAGGAGAAGGGGAGAAGAAAGUGAGACCUAAAACAAAACCUACAAAGAAACAAAGUAAGUUUGUGAAGGGGGAGAGCAACAGUGCUCCAGGCAACGGUUGGGACUUGAACAGUAACAAGAACCAAAGAGGGAAUGAAUUCACUGCUGAUGGCAUGGAAGAUCUUCAAUACUUUCCAAACUUCUACAACUUGCUGCAGAGUUUGAAUACAGAGCAAGAUGCAAAGGAAAAGGAAACUCUGAUAACUAUCAUGAAAACGCUGAUUGAUUUUGUGAAGAUGAUGGUAAAAUAUGGAACAAUAAAACCAGAAGAAGGUGUUUCAUACUUGGAGAAUUUGGAUGCCAUGAUUGCCGUCCAGACGAAGAGCAAGCUGGGUAAAGUCAAACCUUACGCCACAAACAAGGGAGCAGCAGAUGUCAGAGAUGACUUGGACAGCACGAAGAGCUACUUUGUAAAGCAGGACAAAGAGAAUGCAAAUUCUGAAGACUCCACAAAAGAGGAAAUGGAUCAAUCAGAAAACUCGAAAGGUUUUGACAAAACAGAGUCUUACCUUUCAGCAAUCAGAAAGAACAUUGAGUGGCUGAAGAAACACAAGCAGGAGAAUGGGGAAGGGUAUGACCUUCAGAAGCUACGUGACAUCAUUGAUCGGCAAGUUGACAACUAUGUACAGAAAGGAAUCCUGGAGGAAGGAGAAGGGGAUGUUAUCAAGAGGAUUUAUAAUAGCCUGUGAAAUCCUCCAGUGCAAAGGGGAAGCGAUCUUUUACCUUCAGUGAUGGCCAGCAUUAUAAGUUCACUCAAAUAUAGUUUGUAUUAGAUUCUUUAAUAAGCUUUAUUUUUUUUCUUGGCUAUUCUGUAGUGGCAAGCAGAUUCCAAACUGGAAACGGGGACAAACUGGGCUGAAAGAAAUAGCAGACAGGGUAGGGGUGGGAGUUGAUCCCACAUUCCUUGUGAAAGUCACAAAUAAGAGAAAAUCUGCAGAUGUUGGAAAUCCAAGCUACACGCACAACAUGCUGGAGGGUCUCAGCAGGCCAGGCAACAUCUGUGGAAAAGAGUAACCAGUCGACUGGAGAAAAAAAAGAUUCUAAGUCAGUUUCAGAGAAACUAAUCCUCAAACUGCUCAUCUUUUUUUUUCAGCCCUGAUGAAGGGUUUCGGCCCAAAACAUCGACUGUUUACUCUUUUCCAUAGAUGCUGCCCGGCCUGCUGAGUUCCUCUAGCACUUUGAGUGUGUUCCUUGUGGAGAUGCCAUGCUGUCCAGCAGAGAAAAGGCAAAUGGCCCUCCUUCAAUGCUGCCCUUGGCUGAAAGCACAGUUUUAGCUUCACCACAGCCAAUCUAGUUUCCCCUGAUUCUGAAAAGAAACUGCUAGGGCUAUUGCAUGUGGUAAAGCUUUCAAAUCCUAGUAUCCAUCUUUAAAAUGAGUUAUUAUACCCACCAAUUGUAAAGUCCAUCAUCUCUGGUGCACCUGACCACUUGCUUCUUGGAAGAUUUGUGACAUAAAUGCAAGGCCUGCACUCACAGGAAAUGAUCUGCUUUUCCUUUCAAGUUAAAAUUUAUCUCUGAGCUCUACGUCCCCUCUUGCAGUGAAAAUUCCCUGAUUCAUUUUCAAAUUAGACCUUGAAGUCUUCUCUUUUGCAAGAGUGGUGCUAAAUUAAUAAAGGAUUGGAAGAGUUUCCUAAAAGUUUGUUUGGAUGUAAAUGGCUUGAAAUGGUGUUUUUCCCCAUGUAGAUCGACUUGUAUCAGACAAUUUGAUGGGUGUUUUUAAAUUUCAAAACGAACACUGACUUCUCCUGCCCAGAGUGGUUUCAGUAAAAUUACAAAGGUCAUUCAAAUGGAAAAUAUCUCACCUCAUUCUGACCUUCCAAGCUGAUUCUUAAAGUAUUGUGUUUGCAUCACAAAUGACAUUUAUUGUGACUUCAGAGAAUGGGGUGGGGAAAAUGUGAUAAAUUCAUUCAGCUGAAUGUAUUACAUAUGGAAUCUUGGAUCCUUUGUAAAUGAUUCCUGCUCGUGGUUGUCAGUAAAUACAAGAAGUAUUUGCUUAAGUGUAAAUAUAUGUCUAAUUUUCAAACUGGUGUAAAAAAGGCUACAAUUAAAUGGUUUGAGUUUUCUUUACAAACUUAAUUUGUCCUGGAACAAGAGUGAAACUGAUUGUCUCCACCAUUCCAUAAAUCUAGGGAAAAAAGGGUAUUCUGAAUCAGUAAUACAUCAGAUAGAUUUUCAUAAUUGUCACUAAUAUCACAAUUACUUAACGAUACAAAAAUGUUAAUGGUAGCAAUUCUUCAGAGAAUGUUGGAUAAAGACAAACUUAUCUUGCUCCAGGUUCCUGCUUUUUGAAGAUUUAAAGGCUGGAGGUUAUAUGAAAUAAAUCUAAUAAACAUCAAUCCAAUGCUAAAUUAACAUAAAUUCUUGUAGUAAAAGUCAAGUCUAAAUGACAGAUGUAUUCUGUGGUUAUGGAAUGAUGUUGGGAAAUAGAUGAUAUAUCUAAAAACAUGCCUUGAGUUUCUGCCAUUAAUUCACUGCUUGGAAGAGGGAAGUUUCUUUGCAAUGAAUUGUAUUAUACUUGACCAACGUCUUAUAGUUUAGUGUCAGUCCCCACCUGCAAAACAGUCAUGAUUUUGAAAAGUAAUGCUCUUCACUUUCUCGAGAUGUUAAAUAGAAUUUGAGAGCAAACUGAAUACAUUCUCAACAUCAUGCUUUCUUAUCGAGAAAUUGAAAACAGAAUCAUGUACACAACUAUUAGUUAAAGCAUAUUUGGUAAUUUAAAACUUAGGAUCUUAGUUUCAGUGUGCAAUAAUCAUGAAAUAGAAAUUUGAAAAACUUUAUUACGCAAGCUGUAAAUAAUAGUAUUUCAAAUCACAAUGCAUUAACUUUGUAAUGGUGGCUUCAGACUAGAGCAUGAAGUAUUAUUUCUCCCAUGAUAGAAUUAAUGGCUUACAAUGGAGUGAGCAAUGACUUGUUGGAAAAAGUAUUAGAUAUUGUUCAUAUUCUGAUUGGAAAUUCCAAAAUCAGCAGCUUUUUAUACCCCACAACAGAAAGGCAAAAAAAAAACUCAAGCAGAGAUAGAAAUUUGCUGAGAAACAUUUGGUUACUGAUCUUGACUUAAAAAGGAAAAAAUAGGAAGAAACAAUUACUACCAUUGGUUGAACACCAUUGGUAUAGUGAAUUGCCACAUGGAAUUUCAGAAAAUUGUUAUGAAACUGAAUUUUAUACCAAGCAAUGAAAUAUUAGGACAUAUUAGAAUUAUUUGAGAGCAUGUCAAAGAAGGAAAGAGGGACGGAAUUUUUGAGGGUUUUCCAGAACUUUGUGACUUAACAGCUAAAAGUACAGUCAACGCCAAUAGUGGAACAACUAAAAUUAGGGAUACACAAGAGAUUAGAAGUGGAGGUACAAAGAUCCUGGCAAAUUGAAUGAGGGGAGCACUUGGGAAUGAAGUGGGCAUGGAGGGAUCUGGAACCGAAAAUGAGUUUUAAUAUUGAGAGGAUGCCAGAUGGGUCAACAAGCCAACGGAUGAUGGAUGAACAGGAAUUAGUGUUAAAGUACAAGCAGCAGAGUUUUGAAUGAGGUCAAAGUGUAGAAUAUGGAACAUUUUUCUGGAAAUCAAUGACUCAGCUAAAAGCUUUACAGUGAGCUGAAACAUAGACAAUCGGGCAACAUUAAGAGGAAGCUGCCAGACUCAUUGAUGGAGUGGAUGCAAUCAGAAGUCUAUUUGAUUUCCAAGUGAAGCACCAAUUUUAUAAAUGGUCUGGUUCAACCUCAGACAGUUGUGAAGGAAAAGGAUGGAGUUAGUGGCAAGGGAGAACAGUUUGUGGCAGGAGGGGAAAUGGUUUGUCUUCUCAAGAUAUUAUUGGAAAAUCAUUUCUAAUGAUCUAUUUCUGCAUGUUCAUCGGGAAAACUGAGAUGAACAGGGAACAUUGGAAAAACUGACAGUGCAAGAGUUGCAGGUUCAAGGUAAAUUUAUCCAAGUACAAAUAUACCACCAUAUACAACCCUGAUUCGUUUUCUUGCUGGCAGACACAGCAAAUUCAAGAAACACUGUAGAAUCAAUGAAAUAUGAAAAGGUGAUGGUAGAGUUGGGUAUUCUCAACGUAUACGUGAAGCCAAAGAGCUUUGGGAUGUUGAGAAUAAGGAGGGAACAUCAACGUGAAAAUUAGCCAAAGAUCAAGGACAGAUCCUGAGGAAACUUUACCUAGUAGGGAGAGACAGAAUAGAUAAAAAUGUAGUUGACCUAAAUAGAGGAGAAAUGCUAAAGGGAAAUGGUUAUCAAAGGCUGCAGACAGUUUGUGAAUAAGGACAGAUAGAUUACCUUGCCAUUUUUUUUUUAAAUGUUGCUAUACUUAAAAGUCAUUGUAUUCAGGUUUCUUUUCGGACGGUGACUUAAAUGAUAAGCAUUUGCCCCAGAGUCUACAUUAGCGCUUGUAAAUUCCAUUUUCCCAGUUAUUUCCCUGCGUCCUAUUCUAUCUCACAUGACCAUCAAUUUUAUUUUGUUUCUAAUGCCCACUUACACUAGAGGCAAUUUACAGCAGCCAGAUAACCUAUCAACCACACUUGUGUGGCAAAUGGGAGGAAAUCAGAUCACCAAAGGGAACGCCAUGCAAUAACAAAGAGAGAACGUGCUGAGUGCAUACAGACAGCCCCGGAGAUUGGGAUGAUAUUUUGGACAUAGUGUUGUGAGGAAACAGCUCUAUUUGCCGCACCACUGUGCCAACUAAUAAUCUCAAUGUUAUAUGGAGGGCUAGUUUUGCGUGGUUUGGGUAAAUCAAACAGUUCACAGCUGAACUAGUUUGCUACAUUGCUUUCUCAAAGUCAGAUUCUCAAGUGAAGACAGUACCAUUCCUGGCAUUAGACCUGCAGCAAAAUCGUCAGUUUUUGAAAGCUGGGUAUGCACAUUCAGCUAGAUUAUCGUUUAGCCCUUACCAAACUGAUUUCUAUCAUGGACAAUUACUUCUACGUUUGGAUUCAUCAUUGUAUUUGUAAAUUGAGAAGUGUUCAAUUCUGACCCAUCAACAUUCUAACAAAUUAAAAUUACAUGCACUGAGAUCUCCUUUAUAGGGCACACGGGAUUUUCUUGUGUACUGUAUCUUUGAUAUUGACACAAUAUGGAUCCUCGCCAUUCACAGCCACAAUGAAGAUGUUUGGGCUAGACCCACUGAUCACCUGAUGUGCCUGUGAUGUCCAGCAAGUUAGUUUUCCACUGCUGUCAUACAUGUACUUGCUUGUAUGAUAAUAAA